GUGUUGAAAAGUGUGACGAUACACAAAGAAAACAAAAAGCCAAUUCACACGAAAUAAGAAAUUAGAAAUAAUAAUUGUGCUGUGCGCGGAAAUUGGGUAACAGAAAAAAAAAAAUAAUAAUACCAAAUUUUUAAAAAUAUGUUUGCAUAAGGGUUAAUGCCCAAACGCCUUAUCGUUAAACAAAUCAAUGGCCGCGCGUAUAACGAAAGUGAAUUAAGGUCCCAAAAUAAUUGUAACAGCAAUUUCCUAACCAGUUUCGAGAGGUUCGCCCUUAUCUGGAACGCCAAGCCACUUGUUGUCCGAAUUGACACGCAACAAUAGCCGCAACAACAAUUUACCUGCUCUGUAACAUGUCACAAUCUAACGGAUAUUGAGCAGCAGCAGCAGCAGCUUUAACAACAAUAACAACAACAACAACUAGUACGAAACACACAUCAUGGCAACCAAUAGCAGCAACAACAACAACAGCAAAGCGAUGAUGACACCCACCGUCGAGUCGCUGGAGAGUCGCGAUGAAGUCGACUUCAUAGUCGCCACACACAACAACAACAACAACAACGAAUACGAGGAUUUACGCAGCGCCAGUGGCGUAGCGAUCAGCGCCAAAGGAACAAACACAACAGCAACAGUCACACCAAACAAUGAACCAAAUGUCACCAACAGCAACAACAACAACAACAGCAACAGCAAUUGCAACAGCAACACCUUGAAAAAGUCCAAGGAACGCCGCACACUCUUCAGCUUUGGCAGCAGCAAAAAGCAGAGCUCGGCCAACAAGUCAUCGAGCAGCAGCAGCAGCAGCAGCAGCAGCAGCAGCAGUCCAGUUGCCGCCCAAGACUCUGCCGCCACGCCCCCGAAGCCAACGAGCAGCGGCAGUCUGCUGCUGCCGCCCACGCCGGCAGUGCCGAUCGGCACACCGCCGCGCCAGCACAAGUUCGUGAAGAGCAGCAGCAUUGCCCGGCUGCUGGGCAACACGUACAACGCGCGCAAGUUCGAGCGCGAGGAGCAGAAGCGUCUGGCGAAUGAGGCGAGCGGCAAGUUCCAUACGUUCGGCGGGCGGCGUCGCAGCGGACCGGAGCGUCCGUAUCUGGAGCGAUUCAAGCGCAUGUCCAAGGAGGAUGGCGACAUUGCCGGCGACGAUGAGUCGGUGCAGGUGACCAAUGUGGUUACUCUCACCACAGAUUCGCGCGACUUGCAGUACGGCAGCCGGCAGGAGCAUGUCGGACGCGCCGAGGAUCAGCUGAGCGCGAAGGCCAUGCGCACAUUGACCCGUGGACUCGGCAAGCUCUGGUGGAAGCGCACGCACAGCGUGGACAUCAGCACACCGGAUCCCGAGUACAAGGUGUCCUAUCUGGGCAACGUGCUCACCGGCUGGGCCAAGGGCGAGGGCUGCGUGGAGAAGCAGCUGAACACACUGUGGCGCAACUACACCCAGCACACCAAGCCGGACGUGAUUAUGCGGGUGAAGGUGUGCGCCUCCGGGCUGAAGGCCACCACACGGCAGCACGGCCUCACCGAGUACUGGUCGAAUCGCAUCACCUACUGCUGUGCGCCCAAGAACUAUCCGCGCGUCUUCUGCUGGAUCUACAGGCACGAGGGCAGGAAGCUGAAGCACGAGCUGCGCUGCCAUGCGGUGCUCUGCAGCAAGGAGAAGAUUGCCCAGGACAUAUGCGACACACUGCGGGAAAAUCUGGAGAGCGCAUUGCGUGAAUUUAAGCGCGAGAAAAUUCUGAAACAAAAUGCGCGUCUCAGCCUGGCAAAUGCCGUGUACGACAAUCCCAGCUUGCCCAAGCGGAAGAUCAUGCUGAGCGUGGGCGGCAACAACUACAGGCCGCCCCUGGAGCGCUCCAAGUCGGCGCCCAAGCUGAUGGCCAUCGAGGAGGCCAUCGGCGAGGAGGAGGGCGACGAGAUCGAGGACACCAACGAACCCGAAAUGAUGCCCUGCUGUCAGCGAGACUCACUGUACCCGGCCAUGACGCUGGGCCGGCGGCGCUGCCGUCGCGGUCAUUCCAUACGGCGCACAGGCAAAAUCCAGGCGGCGGCCAGCUGCUGCUCCCAUCAAAUAGAGCCCAUGCUGGAGAGCCCGGAGCCGGCAAGCAGCACGCCCAACAGCAGUCUAACGGCCCCGGCUGCCGCAGCUGGCAACGAUGGCUCCGACUCGGACGAGUUCGAGAAGCUGCUCAAGUUCGACACGACGUUAAGCAACGAGCUGCUGCCCUACUUCGACAUGCAGCUGCACAAGAACAGCAGCCAGAGCAUGGGCAGCCUCAGCGAGCUGCAGGUGGAGCCCGUGGAGCUGGAUGAUGGCGAAGAGGAGGAGGCGGAACCGCACAGCUUGCUGCCCACCAUCAACAGCGAUCCCAGUGCCGAUCCGCAGGCGGACUUUGACCACGACGACGUGGUUCAUCUGCGCCGCAGCGGCGUCUGCAGCGACGGCGAGGAGGACUUCCUGGACGAUGCGGACGAUCAUUACUUUCGGCAGGCGGCCAUGCUCACAAUGCUGCACCGCAGCUCGAUGCGCAAGCGGAACAGUGACCAGACCAGCCUUCAGUAUCGCCACCAGCCGCAGUCCUCCAUCUCGUCCAAUGCCUCCAGCUCGACGACAGCCAGUGGCAUAGCGCCGAACGGGGCAGCUGGCGGCCAGCAGUGCCUGGCGAGUCCGGACAGCGACGAGGGCUCCAUUUCCAGCGGCUGCGAGACGGCCAGCACGGUGACCAAUGCCAACCAGGAGGAGUACAACAAGCCUCAGGGCAGCCACGUGCAGCAGCAGGUGCUUGAGCAGAUGCUGAUCUACCAAAGACUGGAGGAGUCGAAGCGCCGUCAGCAGCUGCGCCACAAUAGCGACGCCACCAACUACAGCAGCUCCAGCAGCAUCACCCUGAAGCCCGCAGAGUCAGUCAGCUGCCUGGAGGAGUCGGACCCGAAGCAGCCAGAGGACGCCGGCAGCGUUUCGGAUGACGACUCCGAGUGCAGCGACGAGAGCGGCUACGUCGAGUUCCAGGAGAAGGAGCGCAUUCAGGCAAUUGCUGGCGCCGUGGCCAUGGCGGCAUCCGUCAAGCCCCAGCUGCCGCCCAAGCCGGCGCCUCGACGCUCGCUCAGCAUCGGCCAGGCCGCCGGAACGGGGACAGCGGUCUGAGUGACCGGCGUGCCUUUAGACAGGGUUCUCCACAGUUGUUAUUUCUGC
Molecule: messenger RNA, 3184 nt
Organism: Drosophila navojoa
Lineage: Eukaryota; Metazoa; Arthropoda; Insecta; Diptera; Drosophilidae
Source: RefSeq, a predicted model, not a curated record